This is a messenger RNA of Emiliania huxleyi CCMP1516, 303 nucleotides long. RefSeq lists its product as hypothetical. The transcript has a single exon. The annotation marks the transcript as partial. The record is from RefSeq and is a predicted model, not a curated record. Lineage: Eukaryota; Haptophyta; Isochrysidales; Noelaerhabdaceae.
GCGGCGGGAGAGCGCGAGGGGCGCGGCGUCUACCGGUUCGCCGACGGCACCGUCUACGACGGCGAGUGGAAGGCGGGUAUGUACGAGGGGCGCGGCGUCAUGCGGUACGCCAGCGGCAACGUCUACGAUGGCGAGUACAAGGCGGGUAUGAAGGAUGGGCGCGGCGUCUUGCGGUACGCCGACGGCGACGUCUACGAGGGCGAGUUCAAGGCGGGUAAGAUGGAGGGGCGCGGCGUCUACCGGUACGCCGACGGCGACGUCUACGACGGCGAGUACAAGGCGGGUAAGUACGAGGGGCGCGGC